This is a messenger RNA of Fundulus heteroclitus (mummichog), 1110 nucleotides long. Its product is annotated as vegetative cell wall protein gp1-like. NCBI's taxonomy places the organism in Eukaryota, Metazoa, Chordata, Actinopteri, Cyprinodontiformes, Fundulidae. The record is from RefSeq and is a predicted model, not a curated record. The coding region runs from base 1 to 1110 and encodes 369 amino acids. The transcript has a single exon.
AUGACAGAAAUGACCCGACCAAGAGAGGGCCAGGCAACGGGCCUGGUAAGAAUCGGGCUGCCUAAUCAGCUCUGGAGGCAGCCUCUGGUGCAUCUGCCUCCUAGCUGCUUUGGGGCUCCUCCUGUCUGCCACCGCUCUGACCAGCCCGAUCCUUGGGACUCAAUCGGGAGGACGCUCUCCUCCCACCGCGAGCGGCUUCGGUCGCUUGGGGAGGCAGUUCAGACCACUCAAGAUCUGCUGCGGGGGCUGUCGGGCCGGAUUGGUCAGCUGACGGUUGCUGUCCUCGCCCGCCAGCAGAAUCGCCCUUCCGCGCCGCUGCCCAGCGCACCCGAACCGCCGCUGCCCAGCGCACCCGAACCGCCGCUGCCCAGCGCACCCGAACCGCCGCUGCCCAGCGCACCCGAACCGCCGCUGCCCAGCGCACCCGAACCGCCGCUGCCCAGCGCACCCGAACCGCCGCUGCCCAGCGCACCCGAACCGCCGCUGCCCAGCGCACCCGAGCCGCCAUCCGAGGUCUCCUCCGCACCCGAGCCGCCAUCCGAGGUCUCCUCCGCACCCGAGCCGCCAUCCGAGGUCUCCUCCGCACCCGAGCCGCCAUCCGAGGUCUCCUCCGCACCCGAGCCGCCAUCCGAGGUCUCCUCCGCACCCGAGCCGCCAUCCGAGGUCUCCUCCGCACCCGAGCCGCCAUCCGAGGUCUCCUCCGCACCCGAGCCGCCAUCCGAGGUCUCCUCCGCACCCGAGCCGCCAUCCGAGGUCUCCUCCGCACCCGAGCCGCCAUCCGAGGUCUCCUCCGCACCCGAGCCGCCAUCCGAGGUCUCCUCCGCACCCGAGCCGCCAUCCGAGGUCUCCUCCGCACCCGAGCCGCCAUCCGAGGUCUCCUCCGCACCCGAGCCGCCAUCCGAGGCCUCCACUGUACCUAAGCUUCCUGAAUUUCCCAGCGUUUUUGAGUCUUGUGAGCUUUCCCGUGCUCACAGGUCCUGCCGCUGGUCUCUAGAGUUUCGCCGGCCGGCUGAGCUGCAGCUUUGUCACCGGGGUCUCCCACAGUGGUGCCCGCCACUGGCUCUGCUUUUCCGCCGCCGGGGACGUCCACCGCGAUGCCUCCGGCUCUAA